AUGGCAAACUCGCCCGAGGAGCGCGCACACUGGCGCGAUGUGCUGCACGCCUUCGACGGAUACAUGCAGUACCACCUCUCAGCCAACCAUGCGCGGCGGAUGUCCUUCCUCGCCCUGCCACGGGACACGCGUGACGUCUUCGAGAGCUUGGGGUACCGCGAAAAGCUCGAGGCUGUGGAUGAGGGCAUACGCCUGAAUUCCGAGUUUAUCGACCUCAUGAUCGCCGACCCUGUGUUUGCGGAUAUGCUCGCUGAGCCGGAACCUGUUGGCGAGCACGACGACGGACAUGGACUCGGAAACGGGCACGAGCAUGGACAUGAGCAUGGGCAUGACGAGCAUGAUCACAGCCACAGCCACAGCCACUCCCACGGGCCAGGUCCGGCGAAGAAGAAGGCGGGACAGGCUGAGCGCGAUCUCCGCCAAGACAAGGUCCGAAGCACGUUGCGCUCUUUUGUGCGCGACUGGGCCGCCGAGGGACAAACAGAGCGCGACGCAUGCUACACGCCCAUCCUUGCUGCACUCGACGAACACUUUCCAGGAGAGCGGGACAACGUCAAAGUCCUUGUGCCGGGCUGCGGGCUGGGGCGGUUGGCUAUGGAGAUUGCCGCGCAUGGCUUUUGGGCCCAGGGUAACGAGUUCAGCACAUACAUGCUCAUCGCGAGCCACUUUGCGCUCAACCAAUCAACACGGGUUGGGGAACACCUCAUCUUUCCCUGGCUGCACAGUUUCUCAAACCACGUCUCGACCGAACAAAACCUCCUGCGGAGCGUGCGGGUGCCUGAUGUUGUGCCCGCCGAGAUCCUGGGUGGACGGGGCGGGUUCAGCCUCGUCGCAGGCGACUUUGAGGAGGUGUAUGGGCCAACCCACUGGCACGAUGAGGAGACGAAUGGGGAGAGCGAUGACGACGAAGAGGCAGGCCGAGUCAACCAGCGCGGGCGGUGGGGCGCUGUCGUCACGUGCUUCUUCAUCGACACUGCACAUAACGUGCUCAACUACCUCCGCAUUAUCCAUGGGUUGCUGGACGAGGGCGGCGUGUGGAUCAACCUUGGGCCCCUCCUGUGGCACUUUGAAAACUCGGCGACGUCGCCCAAGGGCGAGGGGUCUAUCGAGCUCAGCCUCGACGAGGUCAAGGCCCUCGCGCGCAUGGUUGGGUUCAAACUCUCAAACGAGCGCAUCAUCAGCUCGACCUACACCGGCGUGCCUGACUCGAUGCUUGAACACGUUUACCACUGUGCGUUCUGGACCGCGACCAAGAUCAAGCCCCAAGAGCACUCCAUCACAGAAUGGUGA
Molecule: messenger RNA, 1290 nt
Organism: Cutaneotrichosporon cavernicola
Lineage: Eukaryota; Fungi; Basidiomycota; Tremellomycetes; Trichosporonales; Trichosporonaceae
Exons: 5
Coding region: 1-1290 (429 amino acids)
Molecular function (GO): S-adenosylmethionine-dependent methyltransferase activity
Source: RefSeq, a predicted model, not a curated record